UGACAACUGGCCAUUUUUCAACUUUAACGCUGAAUGGUUGGGGUUACUGAGGAGACAGAUGAAAAUGGUAUGUUUACCCAUCAUAAUAAUCUUGAUGAAGACAAAUCACAAGGUGAUUCCAAAGAUUCGAAAACACCAAACAGUUUGCAUCUAAAUGAUAAACUUGACAUCUCAACAAACAAUGAUCCUCACGAAACUGAAAGUGUUGAUAAUUUGGAUAAUAUAUCUAGUCCUACACAGAAAGGUGACAUAAUCAGUCUAGCAGAUCUUAUAAAAAAUCGUAUCUGUUUGACAGAUUUUGAUCCAGAAUCUCACUGGCAUGAUAUACAUAAUAGCAUAAUUGAAAAAGAGUUUGCCAUUGAUGGACAUAACUUACUUAUAUGUUAUAUGUUAAACAAAAAUGAAUUUAAAUUACAAUUUGAAAUACCAAGAUUUCUAUGCAAUGAAAUUAACUAUUUUAUUUUCACACCAAAUAUAAAUAAAGAAAAACUAACUGUUGAUAAUUUUGAUUUAUGUAUACAAUAUGGUAAUAUAUCUGGUUCAGCUAUUCAAAGUUUACUUGGUAUUAUGUCAUCAUUAUUUGCACCAAAUCUAUUUACUAAUAUAUCAUGGCCAGAUAGUAUACGUAAUGAUUUUUCUUUACAAUUACAACGUUUUAUGUCAUCAUUAACUGAUACAAGAUGGAAAUUAGAUAAUAAAACUGUAUUAUAUAUCCCAUUAGAUAGUUUAAAUGUAUUACCAGAAAUAGCUAUUAAAGAUAAAGAAUUAAUAAAUCGUUUAGAAAUGAUUAUUAUACAUUGGACAAGACAAAUUAAAACUGUAUUAAAUAUACAAAAUAUAAAUGAUCAUUCAACUAUUAUAAGUCCAUUAGAUGAAAUACAAUUUUGGCAUAAUCGUUGUGAUGAUUUAACUGGUAUUAGUAAUCAAUUAAAUAAAUCAAUUAUUCAACAGAUUAUCAAUAUUUUAUUGAUUGCUAAAUCCACAUAUAUUACAAAUUUUUUAAAGUUAACAGAUGAAAUUAAAUGGAAUACAGAACAAGCACAAAAUAAUAUUAAAUUUUUAGAUAAAAUUAAAGAUCUAUGUUUACAAUUAAAUGAAUUAAAACCAAAGGAUAUACCUGAUAAAUUAUCACAACUUAUUAAUAUGAUACGUAUUAUAUGGACUAAUUCAAAAUAUUAUAAUAAUAAUGAAUUAAUAACUAAUUUAUUUAAUAAAUUAUCUAAUCAAAUAAUCAUUCGAUGUUGUUCUAUUAUAUCAUUAAAUGAUAUCUAUAAUGGAAAAAUUAUAAGUAGUAUAUUCAAUUUAAAUCAAUGUAUUUAUUGUUGUGAACAAUAUAAAGAUAUUUAUAAUAAAUUACAAUUAAUGCAUAUACAUAAUUCAAUAAAACCAUGGGAUAUACAAAAAAAUAGUAUAUUUGCACAAAUUGAUGCAUUUAUACAAAGAUGUCGUGAUUUAUUGGAAGUAUGUCAAUGUCUAAAACAUUUUGGCCGAUACGAAGAUGGUAAUAAAACAACAAUGCCAAUACUUCAAGGAAUUCGUGGCCCAGAAGUUGAAAACCUCCUGUUAACGAUUGAACAAAUGUUUGAGAAAUUGAUGAAUAACCUAUUUGAGAAUCGUCAUUGUAUAUUGGAUAUAAAGGCCACAUCAUGGCACGACAAUUAUAAUCGUUUUAGAAUUGGUAUUAAAGAUUUAGAGGUGAUGAUGCAAAAUGCAAUUAACACAGCCUUUGAAACGGUCACAACUAUACAACAAGGGGUCGAAAUACUAGAUAUUUUUGCUCAUCUUCGAAGUCGUGAGACUAUUCGAAGAACUAUUGAUCAUCGAACAAGUGAAUUAGUUUCACGUUUUGGUGAUUGUUUAAAUCAAAUAAAAAAAGAGAUGACACAACGUGUUAAUACUGGCCUUCCAUACCAACUGAAGCGUAUUAUAGUGGACAAGCUUUAUACUGGAAAUUUUUACGUCGCCGAUUAG
Molecule: messenger RNA, 1971 nt
Organism: Schistosoma mattheei
Lineage: Eukaryota; Metazoa; Platyhelminthes; Trematoda; Strigeidida; Schistosomatidae
Source: the annotation of a GenBank genome assembly